This is a messenger RNA of Rhodamnia argentea, 839 nucleotides long. Its product is annotated as protein argonaute 12-like. Gene Ontology annotation, cellular component: cytoplasm. The coding region runs from base 291 to 683 and encodes 130 amino acids. The transcript is spliced from 7 exons. The record is from RefSeq and is a predicted model, not a curated record. Gene Ontology annotation, biological process: regulatory ncRNA-mediated post-transcriptional gene silencing. NCBI's taxonomy places the organism in Eukaryota, Viridiplantae, Streptophyta, Magnoliopsida, Myrtales, Myrtaceae. Gene Ontology annotation, molecular function: nucleic acid binding.
GGUACAAAUUAUUUGUGCCUUGACAAAUUCUCAUCUCCUCGCAGGAUUUUAACCGUUCUCCAGUACUCCCUAUAAGGCAUGGUGAAGCCAACCAGAUUUAGAGAGUCCUUGCUGAUAUUGACAAAGACUCUCGGGCAGUGCUUGCAAAGACGAAGGGAUCUCCAAAAGCACUUCAGCUGUUGGUGAUUAUCUGACCAGACCUUCCUGGAUCUUAUGGGAAGAUUAAAAGAAUAUGCGAUACUGAACUGGGAAUUGUCUCCCAGUGUUGGCGACCUGAACAAGCUAAAGCAAUGGGAAAGUCACAGUGGGAAAAUCUGGCAUUGCAAAUUAAUGUCAAGGUGGUAGCUUCCAUGGACUGGCCAGAGGUGACCAAAUAUAGAGCCCGUCUUUCUACGCAGCCUCGAGGAGAAAUUAUUAAAGAUUUGUGCACCCCCACUGGAGGAAUGAUUGGGGAAUUGAUUAGGGACUUCGCAAGUUCUACUGGAAAUGAACCUCGUAGGAUAAUAUUCUACAGGGAUGGGGUCAGCGAAGGUCAAUUCUCUGAAGGUCUUGACCGCGAAAUGACAGCGAUUCGCCAGGUAAUUUGUUGGGGAAUAGAUUAUCAUCCUCCAGUAACCUUGAUUGUGGUGCAAAAGCGGAACCACACACUCCUCUUUCCUAAUAAGAAGAAUAUGUUUGAUUAGGUACUGUCGUUGAUACUACAAUCUGUCAUCCCACAGAAUUUGAUUUCUACCUAAAGAGCCAUACUGGGAUUAAGGUGACACUCAUCUCCUUCAAGUUUGGUGAAACGCGCCUAUAGAUGUGACCCCUGAAUUUUCUCUUUUUGUUAUGUAAAUCAU